This is a messenger RNA of Magnolia sinica, 2256 nucleotides long. Its product is annotated as cysteine-rich receptor-like protein kinase 10. The coding region runs from base 45 to 2063 and encodes 672 amino acids. NCBI's taxonomy places the organism in Eukaryota, Viridiplantae, Streptophyta, Magnoliopsida, Magnoliales, Magnoliaceae. The record is from RefSeq and is a predicted model, not a curated record. Gene Ontology annotation, molecular function: protein serine/threonine kinase activity; ATP binding. Gene Ontology annotation, biological process: protein phosphorylation. The transcript has 7 exons.
UCUCUCUCUCUCUCUCUCUCUCUCUCUCUCUCUCUCUCUGCAGAAUGCAUCUUUUUCCAUCUAAAACCAUCCAUUUAUUCCUAUACACUUGCUUAUUCUUGCUCUUUCCAAGCCCCAUCAGGCCCCAAACCUGGUGCCUCCUCUGUCAGUCUCAAGGCAAUUACACCAACGGGAGCCAAUACCAAACCAACCUCAACCUCCUCCUCCAAUCUCUAAAUACCACAACUCCCUCCAACGGCUACUACAACACCUCCUCCGGGGUAGACCCCAAUCAGGUCUAUGGCCUCGCCCAAUGCCGGAGCCACGUUUCAUCGGAUACCUGCCAAGAAUGCUUAAAUACUUCAAUGGUAGAUAUCGUCCGCCACUGUCCCAACAAGAUGGCAGCAUUCAUAUAUUACGACGUCAAGUGCCUUCUACGUUACUCCAACCAACGCUUCUUUUCCGAACCUGAUAUUGUCCCCAAGUGUUCCAUUCCAAAUCUAAAUAAUGCUCGGAAUCCAGAUGUAUUUUAUGUACUGGUAAGAGAGUUGUUGAACAAUCUGUCCACUAUAGAGCUGUCUCCGUCCAUGUUGGCUACUGGCGCAGUGGCUUCUCCUGACUUUCCAAUAUAUGGAUCGGUUGAAUGCGUUCGAGAUAUAUCAAGAAAGGAUUGUCAGUCAUGUCUCCAACAAAUGAUCUACGGGCUUCGGAAUUGUUGUCAUGGAAAUUUAGGAGGGCGGGUUCUGUCACAGAGUUGUCUUAUUAGAUAUGAGGUAUAUUCCUUCUUUGGAACCCCAUCGCCUCCACUGCUUGUUACAACUCCUCCAGUUCUUUCUUGGCCACUGCCGCCAUCACUACCACCUCCACCGCCACCGCCGCCAGGGAACAAAUCAUGGGUUAUAAUCAUAGUCGUUGUUACCUCAAUUUUGGGAAUAGCGCUCUCUAGUUUUUGCAUUUGCUGUUGUCUACGAGGAAGAAGGAGACUACGCAAAGAGAAAGAAGAACAACAAGCAUUAUCACAUUAUUUGAGGACUCCGGACGGUUCAGAAUUCGUGGAUGCUGGUAUGCAACGUGAUCAAAUUCUAGAAUUGCCAAUCAUCAACUUAGCUGCAAUACAAGCUGCUACAGCUAACUUCUCUAAUGAAAAUAAGCUCGGAGAAGGUGGAUUUGGACCUGUAUAUAAGGGAAUGCUAUCUGAUGGAAAGGAGAUAGCAGUUAAACGACUAUCAAGGAGCUCAGGGCAAGGUUUGGAGGAAUUCAAGAAUGAAGUUAAAUUGAUUGCUAAACUUCAACAUAGGAAUCUUGUGAGGCUCUUGAACUAUUGCAUAGAGAGAGGAGAGAAACUGCUCAUCUAUGAAUAUAUGCCAAAUACAAGCCUCGAUGCCUUCCUCUUUGAUCCAGUCAAACGUGCUCAAUUAGGCUGGGAAAGACGCCAUAACAUCAUAGGUGGAAUUACAAAGGGCCUUGUUUAUCUCCAUGAAGAUUCAAGGCUCAGAAUCAUUCACAGGGAUCUAAAAGCUAGUAAUGUAUUGUUGGACCAUGAGAUGAACCCGAAAAUUUCUGACUUUGGCAUGGCUCGAUUUUUAGGUGGAAAUCAAAGUCAAGUCAAUACUAAUAGAGUGGUCGGCACAUAUGGCUACAUGGCACCAGAGUAUGCGAUGGGAGGGGUAUUCUCUGUGAAAUCUGAUGUCUACAGCUUUGGAGUUCUAUUGCUAGAGAUCAUAAGUGGGAAAAGGAACAGUAGUCUACAUCUCCCCGAAGACGCUCAAAGCCUCCUUAUUUAUGCAUGGGGAUUAUGGUGUGAUGGAAGAGCGGUGGAGUUAAUUGAUCCUUUGUUAGCAGAGUCAUGUCCCACUAAUGAAGUGUUCAAAUGGAUCCACAUCGCGCUGUUAUGUGUUCAACAAGAUCCAAUGGAUAGGCCCACAAUGUCUCUGGUCAUUCUUAUGCUCAAAAGUGAAUCUAUGAAGCUACCCCAACCUACACAGCCAGGAUUUUUCUUUGCAAGGGCUGUCGAUAAAUCUUCUGCAAGUGUUAAAUUUUGUUCUAACAAUGAUGUAACUAUCUCUUCCCUUGAACCUCGGUGAAUGGGCCCAACAUAAGGGUCAGCCUCAUGUUCCAAUGGAUUGGAUCUAAAGGAGUACCAUGGUUCAACCUCAGCUGGUUAUAAAAAAAAAAAAAAAAAAACUACUGUAGAUAAGGAAAACUUCUCCAUAUAUGUUUCCAUUUUGUGGUUAAUACAUCUUGCUUCUUGACGGAAUUGAAACAGUUUGAGGUAUG